Molecule: messenger RNA, 4480 nt
Organism: Amphiprion ocellaris (clown anemonefish)
Lineage: Eukaryota; Metazoa; Chordata; Actinopteri; Pomacentridae
Gene: adamts2a
Product: ADAM metallopeptidase with thrombospondin type 1 motif, 2a
Exons: 25
Coding region: 104-4288 (1394 amino acids)
Biological process (GO): proteolysis; extracellular matrix organization
Cellular component (GO): extracellular matrix
Molecular function (GO): metalloendopeptidase activity
Source: RefSeq, a predicted model, not a curated record
UUCUUCACUUUAAUUCAGUUCAGUUCAGCAGCUCUGUUCGUCUCAGUCUGUCUCACUUUCAGUCUGUCUCACUCUCAGCCUGUCUGUCUAUUUGUCUGUCAGCAUGGAGGAUUGUCGUUUGGGAUUAUUGUUUGUUCUGUUUCUGCUGCAGAUCAACUGUUUACAUUCAGUUUACAUCACCAACAGUUCAGAUUCUCUCCAUCAGGUUCUGUCAGAAUUUGCCGUUAUGCGUCCAAUCAGGACGGACUCAGAAGGGCGUUUGCUGUCAGACUCCGCCCACCAUGCAGGCCGCAGCAGAAGACACGCCCCCUUCCCUGAGAACACUGAUUCCUACAACUGGAUUCAUAAGGACCAAUCAGAACAGGCUCCGCCCCCAAUGUCUGGCCCCAGAUGGAGGCGGCGGAGCGACGGGGAGGAGGAGCUUUUCUACAACGUGACGGUGUUCGGUCAGCAGCUCCACCUACGGCUGCGGCCCAACACUCGCCUCGUUGCCCCUGCCGCCACCAUGGAGUGGGAGGAGUCAGGACACCUCCACUCUCAGCCAAUAAGAGACGCCGACUGCUUCUACACAGGAACGGUGUCUGACAUGGAGGACUCGUCUGUUGCCAUCAGCAACUGUGAUGGACUGGCUGGGAUGAUCCGGACGAGGGAGGAGGAGUUUUUCAUCGAACCGCUGGAUCAGUGGAGGACAGAAGGAGGAAGAGGAGGAGGAGGAGGAAGAAGAGGAGGAGGUGAUGAAGGAGGAGGAGGACGAGGAGGAGAUGAAGGAGGAGGAAAAGGAGGAGGAGAUGAAGGAGGAGGAGGUGAUGAAGGACAACGGCACAUCGUUUAUCGUUCGUCGGCCAUCAUCAGCAAACGGUCAACUGUUAAUCAAACUGAUGAUGCCGUCCGAGGUUCUCUCUUGGGUUCUCUGAACCUCCACCAGAACCUGGUCUUGGUUGGAUCCAGCUCGGCUCGCCGCCGGCGCUACAUCGAGGAGGCGGAGCUCUUCAACAUAGAGGUGCUGCUAGCGGUGGACUAUUCGGUUCUCCUGUUCCACGGCAGAGAACACAUCCAGAAGUACCUGCUGACCUUGAUGAACAUAGUGAAUGAGAUCUAUCAGGAUCACUCUCUGGGCGCCAACAUGAACGUGGUCCUGGUCCGGAUCAUCAUGCUGUCUCCAACCAAGUCCCAGGAGCUGAUCUCUGUGGGGAACCCUCAGAAGAGCCUGGAGAACGUCUGUGGAUGGUCCUACUUGCAGCAGAGGGAGCAGAGCCAUGCUGAGCAGCAUGACCACACGGUGUACCUGAGCAGGCAGGAGUUUGGUCCGUCUGGGAUGCAAGGUUACGCUCCGGUUACUGGGAUGUGUCAUUUACAUCGUAGCUGUGUUCUGGUCUUCGAGGACGGAUUUUCGUCAGCCUUCGUGGCUGCACAUGAAACUGGACACGUGCUGGGGAUGAAGCAUGAUGGCGAGGCCAACGACUGCGCCGACGACGUGCUGCUGGGCAGCAUCAUGUCUCCACGGGUCCAGGCCACGUUCCACCGGUUCCACUGGUCCAGAUGCAGCUGGAGGGAGCUGCACCAGUACCUGCCCUCCUACGACUGUCUCCGUGACGACCCGUUCAACCAUGAUUGGCCGGUUCAGCCUCAGCUGCCGGGUUUCCAGUACUCCAUGGACCAGCAGUGUAGCUUCGACUUCGGACCCGGAUACAGUCUGUGUACUGCAUACACCACCCUGGAACCCUGCAAGCAGCUGUGGUGCAGCGACUACAUCAACCCGUUCUUCUGCAAGACCAAGAAAGGUCCGCCACUCGACGGAACCAAGUGUGGACCGGGGAAGCACUGCUUCAAAGGCUACUGCAUGAAGCUGAUGCCCAACAUGCUGAGACAAGAUGGCGGCUGGGGGACGUGGAGCUCGUACGCCGCCUGCUCACGGACCUGUGGGGGCGGAGUCAGGUUCCGGACCCGGCGCUGUGACAACCCACCUCCAGCCAACGGAGGGCGCACCUGCUUCGGGAACAGCUAUGAGUUCCAGCUGUGCAGCAGAGAGGACUGCCCCCCCCUGACAGACUUCAGGGAGGAUCAGUGUAAAGUCUGGAAUCCAUUUUUUGAACAUGAAGGAAGGAAACAUCACUGGCUGCCUUACGAACAUCCUGACUCGGAGCAGCGUUGUCGUCUGUUCUGUCGUUCCCGGGAGACGGCGGCAGUGGUUUCCAUGAACAGAAUGGUGCACGAUGGGACGCCGUGUUCCUACGAUGACGCCUUCAGCGUGUGCGUCCGAGGAGAGUGUGAGCAUGUCGGCUGUGAUGGUCUGAUAGCGUCGGACCAGCAGGAGGAUCGAUGUGGAGUCUGUGGAGGGGACAACUCCAGCUGCAAGAUCAUCAAAGGGAACUUCACCCGGAGCACCAAGAAGCAAGGGUACCUGAAGAUCCUGGAGGUCCCUAAAGGAGCGCGUCACCUGCUAAUCCAGGAGUUCCGAGGGACGCCCCACAUCCUGGCUGUGAAGAACCUGGAGACGGGGAACCUGUUCCUCAACGACCAACAUGAGCUCCCAGAGUCCCGAGUGGUGAUCGAGAAGGGCGUGGCCUGGGAGUACAGGAACUCAGAGGAGCUGGAGUCGCUGCAGACCGCCGGGCCACUGAAGUACGCCGUCCUGCUCAUGGUCCGUUCCCACGGCGACUCCAAGGUGACGGUGUCCUACAAGUACAUCAUCCAGGACCGCCUGCGCUCGUCGCUGGAGUCCAACCUGGUGCAGGAGGACGCCGUGUUCUACGAGUGGGCACUGAAGAAGUGGUCACACUGCUCCAAACCCUGCGGAGGAGGGAAACAGUAUACCAGGUUCGGCUGCAGGAGGAAGGCGGACGGGAAAAUGGUUCAGAGGACGUUCUGCUCCAACAUCAACAAACCGAGAGCGAUCAGCCGCAACUGUAACACCGAGGCCUGCCGGUCACCACGCUGGCUCACUGGGGACUGGCAGCCCUGCAGCGCCUCCUGUGGACAGACUGGGUGGCAGCGCCGCUGGGUGAGCUGUCAGCAGGCGUCCAGCGGGGGGCAGCAGCGGUCCAUAAACAGCAACCUCUGUGGCGACGACCGGCCAGAUGCCAAACAGCCCUGCAACCGCUUCCCCUGCCCCGCCGCCUGGAGGGUGGGACCCUGGACCCCGUGUUCGGCCUCCUGUGGGAACGGCACUCAGGAGCGGCAGAUCGCCUGCUCCGGUCCGCAGGGAUCCGCCACAAACUGCAGCGAACCUCCACCAAUGACAGCUCGCUCCUGCCAAGCCCCGCCCUGCACUGGCGACCAGAAGAAUGCUAUCAUCCAGUGGCUGUCCAGGUCCAACCCAGACUUCCCCUCUGCCAAGAUCUCCUCCAGACAGCGUUGCCGUGGUGACCGCUCUGUGUUUUGUCGGAUGGAGGUUCUGAGUCGGUACUGCUCCAUCGCCGGAUACCAGCAGAUGUGUUGCAAAUCCUGCAGCGAGAGCAGCUCCAGCAACUCCAGCAAUUCCAGCAACUCCAGCAGCAGCACGACCCUGCCAACAGACAGCAUCAGUUCGUGGACUUUGACCACACGGAUGAUGACAUCAGCAUCCACCUGGUCUGACAGCAGCUACAUCAUCAGUGACAUCAUCAGCACGCUGCCUCCCAGCUUCACAGUGACUCCGCCCCCCAUCAGUAGGACCAGUACUGACUUCAUCUACAUGGACUAUGACGACUAUGAGGAGUACUUGUCCUACGAAGAUCCAUCGCUUCUCUCUAAGAGUCCACACGUCAGUCCGAGUACUACAACUACUACCACUACUACUAGUACCACUAAUAGUGCCAUUACUAGUAGCACUGCUAGUACCACUGCUACUACCACUACUAGUAGUAUGACAACUACAAGGCGUCCAAGAAAAACUGUUCCACCACAUUUUUUCUGGAGAAAAACGACCACAGUUUCUCCUGCUAUGGUUCCCAUGGUAACUGUGGAUGUUGGGAACCAAACAGCAGUGCCUGAUGACAUCAUUCCCUCCACAUCAUCAGGGGGGUGGAGCCUCCACAGUAACAUCACGUCAAUAGACGCUGAUUCGACGUCAUUCUUCCCGCUCUUGAAGAAGGACAACAACUCGGUGGAUGAGGUUCCGUACCGGAUUGUGGGGCUGGACGGUGAUGCCAACAGGGGGCAGCAGAACUACUUUGUGCCGCGGAUGCCGCCGCUCCGCGAACGAACGCAGAACAAACGCAUCCAGCAGCUCCUGAACGAGAGGCGGCGUCAGGAGCUGCUGAGGAAGCCGAGCAGGACGAGCACCAGUCGGACCGUGGGGAAACACUGACGCUGCAGGUUUCCCGCCGCUCGCCGCCACGCAUGACAGCUUCUCAUGCUAUGCUAACGAACUGCACUAAUGGACAGACCAAAGCCGCUUCCUGAAUUACAGCCACAUAGACAGAAAGCUGCAGCUCAGUUUCAUUGGUUUUCAUGUUUGUACCAGAUAUUCCAGUUUAUGAAUAAAGCAAAACUUCAUCCA